This is a messenger RNA of Triticum aestivum (bread wheat), 1677 nucleotides long. RefSeq lists its product as uncharacterized. Bases 114 to 1421 code for a protein of 435 amino acids. The transcript is spliced from 12 exons. NCBI's taxonomy places the organism in Eukaryota, Viridiplantae, Streptophyta, Magnoliopsida, Poales, Poaceae. The record is from RefSeq and is a predicted model, not a curated record.
CGAAUCCCCUCAUCUCAUCUUCCAAAAACAAACCGAGUCUGCAGUUGCAAUUCCUAUACGACCUCGAUCCCCCUCCUCCCCCAACAAGUCGAAUCCGCCCGCGUUGAGGAAGGAUGUGCUCCCAAGCCCCCAAAUCCCUAGACCUAGACCUCGACCUCGACCCCUCCCCAGUCCCCAGAUCCCUAGACCUCGACCCCGAAUCCCAACCCUGCCCCGGCGUGACGACGACGGCCGAGCUCCCCGACGAAGCGGAGAACCCCUGCUUGUCGCGGUUUCGCCACCGGCGACUCCUCGCCUUCCUCUCGCGCCAGCGCUACGAUGUCGCCUUCAACGGGCUGAUGCUACAGGCGAGUGAGCCCUUCUGCUUGGAGCGUCUGCAGGGGCUCGUGAGGAAGGGCCUGUGGGAGGAUGCCAUCGACUACCUUGAUGGCUUCCUGCCUGCCGGCCCCAGGAGCCUCCACGCCCACGCCUUCCGCAACUUCCUCUUGAUGCACCACUACUUGGCCAGCAUCGCCGCCGGGGAUGAGUCCGCCAUGGACAAGCUCCGGGCCCACCAUUGGAUGCAACACGUCGUUGAUGCCUGGAAAACGAAAGCGAACCACACAUUUCCUCGUGUCAUGGCCCAAGCCCUGCUCUCGUCGGAGCAGCUCCGGGCGUCCAUGGACUGGGAUGGAGUGAGGAGGGAGGCUGCGUACAUCCUCUCCAGGUUAGCUUCGAGGACCCCAGAGCUCAACAGGCCGCUCACAUUGCCGACUUGCUACACCAAGCCGCACCAAGUGCUUCCCAUUGACGUUGCCUCUGGAUUGUGCAGGCGGCGGCGCGUGAAGGAACAGCGUCCCCAUCUACAACCAGCUGCUGUUGCCAGGGCCAUCCUUUUCAGGGGGAGUCAGCGUUACACAAGAUCUCUAGCCAACUCAAGUUUCGAAUUCAUUGAGAAUGCAAAGGAAUGGUUUGCGACUAUCAUGGAUGAAAGCUUACGAGCUGGUUCAGGUAAAGCGACUUCCCUGCUCCAACAAAUUAUGAAGGAAGGUGCUCCUGUUGCUCCAGUUUCACUGAUAAGUCCUGCUAAAAGUUCUGGUACCUCGUCAUUGACAAAUGCAGAGAUAACCAAAUUAUGCAUCAAGGGACUGUAUGCACCAUUGUUACUAAUACUCGAUGGCCUCGGUGCUCCUGUUUCUUCAGUGUGCCAGACUCUGAACAUGACAAGAGACGCUGAAAACUAUGGUAUCUCAUCAGUGACAAGUCCAGGCCCAGAAAAGAGUCAAGAAGGUGCCUGCGGUGGUUUCAAUCCCAGAAAGAAUCCACGGGCAGAAUUGGCAACUAUUGAUGAAUAUUUGGAUUCAAAAAGGCAACGUACUACUGGGACUUUUGGGGAAGCAAGUAUGGUGCCGGUGAAUGAAGUUUGGGCUGAAGCUCACUAGCUGGCUGGUGAAGUCAACCACCUAGAUUCAUAACCGAGAUAUGGUGACAAUGGUGGUGGUGGUGGUGUACCUGCUAACUCGCACUUCAUUUAUGCUUUGAACUUGGAUGUUAAUUAUACAACUUUGUUUCCAAGUGCCUACUAUGAGCUAGUACUUCAUAAGUAAUUCUGCUAGUGUUGGUUAAUCAGGCUGCUUACUGCCAGCAUUUUCUAUCACUGAAAUGAAAAUUAAUCAGAUUAUUGGAUCAUAUCAUUCA